Striga hermonthica is the source of this 1404-nucleotide messenger RNA. NCBI's taxonomy places the organism in Eukaryota, Viridiplantae, Streptophyta, Magnoliopsida, Lamiales, Orobanchaceae. The record is from the annotation of a GenBank genome assembly.
AUGAAGAGCGGCUCAGGCGAGACAAAGUUCGUACAAGAGCUGAUUCUGUAUGCGGCGAGCGCCGCCAUGAGUUGCCUGGUGCUGGUUGUGGGGCUGAAGCAAUUGGACCCCAACCGUGACGCCGCCAAAAAAGCUCAUGAGCAGAAAAAGGAUAUUGCCAAGCGCUUGGGCCGCCCUCUAAUUCACACAAAUUCAUACGAGGAUGUUGUAGCCUGUGAUGUAGUCAAUCCAGACCAUAUGGACGUGAAAUUUGAAUCCAUUGGAGGAUUGGACGCCAUUAAACAAGCGCUAUAUGAGCUAGUGAUUCUCCCACUGCGAAGACCUGAGCUGUUUUCUCACGGGAAGCUUCUUGGUCCACAAAAGGGUGUUUUGCUGUAUGGACCCCCUGGCACCGGGAAGACAAUGCUUGCUAAAGCAAUCGCAAAAGAGUCGGGAGCUGUUUUCAUUAAUGUGAGAAUAUCCAACUUAAUGAGCAAGUGGUUUGGAGAUGCUCAGAAGCUAGUGACUGCUGUGUUCACAUUGGCUUGCAAACUCCAGCCUGCUAUAAUCUUUAUUGAUGAGGUGGACAGCUUCUUGGGCCAGCGCAAAUCUACAGACCAUGAAGCACUGACUAACAUGAAGACUGAGUUUAUGGCUUUGUGGGAUGGUUUUACCACAGACCAACAUGCUCGGGUCAUGGUAAUGGCCGCCACAAAUCGUCCGUCCGAACUUGACGAGGCAAUCCUUAGACGUCUUCCUCAAGCAUUUGAAAUUGGGCUGCCUAAUCGUAAGGACCGGGUUGCAAUUUUGAAGGUUGUUUUAAAGGAUGAGAAGGUUGAAGGUGGCAUUGAUUAUGACCGUAUAGCCACCCUCUGUGAGGGUUACACUGGUUCCGAUCUUCUUGAGCUCUGCAAAAAGGCUGCAUAUUACCCGAUCAGGGACUUACUCGAAGAUGAGAAAUCUGGAAAACUAUCUGAGGAGCCGAGGCCAAUAUCACAGUCCGAUUUGGAGAGAGUAAUAACCUCAACCACCAAGACAAAUGCGGCUGCUAGUGGAUACAGCAGCAGAUCAAACUCAGAGCUGCUCGACUUGCCAACAACUGAUGGAUCUCCAGUCGUCGGCCUCGCUCUCGCCCUCAGCCGCUGCUGUUGCUCUCUGUCGCUCACAAAAAUCACCUCGCACAGGAGUGGCCUGGUGCUCGGAAAUUGUUCAGCCGCAGACCCCUGGUGCUCGGAAAUUGCUCAGCCGCAGACCCCUGCUAUCGACUGCUCCUCUGUCAGGUCGUCGGCUCUCGUCUCUGUCGCCGACAGCUCGACCUCCUCGUGCCUGGCAACAGUGUUGGCGGCUUUCAGACGCCGGCGAGUGUUGCCCACCUCGUCGUCUGACUGGUGCCAAAAAGUCGAUCGAAACAGUGGGAAUAUUUGA